AUAUAAACUAUCCAGAGUACAUUGGCGGACAAACGGUAGAUGGCAGCAACAUGUCUGCGGUUUCGUGAAGAAGCGGAAGAAGAAGAAGAAGAAGACACACGGCAUUGUGGGUACUGUGAUGGUAGCUGGCGCUCGGUGAGACGGAAACGUUUCGUUGCCUGUUCGCUUCGUUUAGUAGCUGUUUAAGUGAGAUUUUAACGUUAUUCGUCGUUUAAACCUUCCGCCAGAAUGGCGUCUACGGCGGCAGGCAAACAGCGGAUACCGAAAGUGGCGAAGGUGAAGAAUAAAGCUCCUGCAGAGGUUCAGAUCACUGCGGAGCAGCUGCUGAGGGAAGCCAAAGAGAGGGAGCUCGAACUACUGCCCCCACCCCCGAAACAGAAGAUCACCGAUCAGGAGGAGCUCAAUGACUACAAACUGAGGAAGAGGAAGGGCUUUGAGGACAACAUCAGGAAGAACCGCACUGUCAUCAGUAACUGGAUUAAAUACGCACAAUGGGAGGAAAGCCUGCAGGAGGUGCAGAGGGCUCGUUCCAUUUACGAGCGAGCGCUGGACGUCGAUCACCGCAACAUCACUCUGUGGCUGAAAUACGCCGAGAUGGAGAUGAAGACCCGCCAGGUGAACCACGCCCGCAACAUCUGGGACAGAGCCAUCACCAUCCUCCCACGAGUCAACCAGUUCUGGUACAAGUACACCUACAUGGAGGAGAUGCUGGGAAACGUCGCCGGCUGCAGGCAGGUGUUUGAGCGAUGGAUGGAGUGGGAGCCCGACGAACAGGCCUGGCACUCCUACAUCAACUUCGAGCUGCGCUACAAGGAGGUGGACAAAGCCCGCACCAUUUAUGAGCGAUUUGUCAUCGUUCACCCUGAGGUGAAGAACUGGAUCAAGUACGCUCGCUUCGAAGAGAGGCACGGCUACAUCGCCCACAGCAGGAAGGUGUACGAGAGGGCGGUGGAGUUCUUCGGGGAGGAACACGUGGAAGAAAACCUCUUUGUGGCCUUUGCCAGGUUUGAGGAGACUCAGAAGGAGUUCGAGCGAGUUCGGGUGAUCUAUAAGUACGCUUUGGACAGAAUCCCUAAACAUCAGGCACAGGAGCUGUUCAAAAACUACACCAUGUUCGAGAAGAAGUUUGGUGACCGCAGAGGAAUCGAGGACGUCAUCGUCAGCAAGCGAAGGUUCCAGUACGAAGAGGAAGUUAAGGCAAACCCACACAACUACGACGCCUGGUUCGAUUACCUCCGCCUGGUGGAGAGCGACGCCGACCCCGACACGGUGAGAGAGGUCUAUGAGAGAGCCAUCGCCAACAUGCCCCCCAUCCAGGAGAAGAGACACUGGAGACGAUACAUCUACCUGUGGAUCAACUACGCUCUGUACGAGGAGCUCGAGGUCAAGGAUCCAGAGAGAACGAGGCAGGUUUACCAGGCCUGUCUGGAACUCAUCCCCCACAAGAAGUUCACGUUUGCUAAGAUCUGGCUGCUCUUUGCUCAGUUUGAGAUCCGACAGAAGAGCCUGCAGGCAGCCAGAAAGAUCAUGGGCACGGCGAUCGGGAAAUGCCCGAAGAACAAGCUGCUGAAGGGUUACAUCGAGCUGGAGCUGCAGCUGCGAGAGUUCGACCGCUGCAGAAAGCUGUACGAGAAGUACCUCGAGUUCACCCCCGAAAACUGCACCACCUGGAUCAAGUUCGCAGAACUGGAGACCAUCCUGGGGGACACUGAUCGAGCUCGUGCCAUCUUCGAACUCGCCAUCGGGCAGCCGCGGCUGGACAUGCCAGAGGUCCUUUGGAAGUCCUACAUUGACUUCGAGAUCGAGCAGGAAGAGUUUGAAAACACCAGAAACCUUUACAAAAGGCUGCUGCAGCGCACUCAGCACGUCAAGGUUUGGAUCAGCUGUGCUAAAUUCGAGCUGUCAGUCGACGGCCCCGACCGGCUGCAGAAGUGCCGGCAGAUCUACGAGGAGGCCAACAGGGGCAUGAGGAACUGCGAGGAGAAGGAGGAGCGGCUGAUGCUGCUCGAGUCCUGGAGGGACUUCGAGAAGGAGUUUGGCACCGACGGCACCAGGGAGCGGGUCAGGAAGCUGCUGCCGGAGAAGGUGAAGAAGAGGAGGAAGCUGACGGCCGAGGACGGGUCGGACGCUGGCUGGGAGGAGUACUACGAUUACAUCUUCCCCGAGGAUGCUGCCAACCAGCCCAACCUCAAGCUGCUCGCCAUGGCUAAGAUGUGGAAGAGGCAGCAGAACAACGACGGUGUCGAGCAGCUUCCGGAAAAUGUUCCAGCCGAAGAGACGUCGCCGCCCUCCGUGGAAGCUGCAGCUUCUCCUGAAAAGCAGCCGGAGAACGAGUCCAGCAGAGAAACUGUGACCGAGACGGAAAAGGAAAACGCGAAUGACGACCGAGAUGAUGACGAUGAUGACAGCAGCAGCAGCAGCGAGAGCGAGGAGGAAGAGGAAGGUGGAGAGAGGAAGGAGGGCAGGAGCAGUGAGGAAGAUAAAGAGUAGGCUCCCGCUCAGAGACACGAGGGGAGUGGACA
Molecule: messenger RNA, 2522 nt
Organism: Archocentrus centrarchus (flier cichlid)
Lineage: Eukaryota; Metazoa; Chordata; Actinopteri; Cichliformes; Cichlidae
Gene: crnkl1
Product: crooked neck pre-mRNA splicing factor 1
Exons: 14
Coding region: 229-2490 (753 amino acids)
Biological process (GO): mRNA splicing, via spliceosome; spliceosomal complex assembly
Cellular component (GO): post-mRNA release spliceosomal complex; Prp19 complex; precatalytic spliceosome
Molecular function (GO): protein binding
Source: RefSeq, a predicted model, not a curated record